Parathielavia appendiculata is the source of this 585-nucleotide messenger RNA. RefSeq lists its product as uncharacterized. The transcript has a single exon. Lineage: Eukaryota; Fungi; Ascomycota; Sordariomycetes; Sordariales; Chaetomiaceae. The record is from RefSeq and is a predicted model, not a curated record. Bases 103 to 447 code for a protein of 114 amino acids.
UACAAGUGUUGGUUACAGCUCGGACGCAGACACAUGAUGCAAGCUACCUUGAGGUGUCAUCUUGGUGCUGUACCCCACUUCGGUGCAGACUGAAAUCUUGCAAUGAUGCUCCAUAAUCCCACCGUCCCAUCCAUUUCCAGGGUGUUUGCUCUCUCCUCUGUUCUCUCCUUUUUUUCUAGCCUUUACUAUCUCCUCUGCCUUUCUGUGCCUUUCUUCUUUCUUUUUUUCUCCCCUUCCUUUAUAUGUAAUUUUUAUUUCGCUUUUCCGACCUUCCUUCUCUUUACUUUUUCUUCUUCCUUCUUUGCUUUCUUAUGGAUAGGGAAAGCCGAUGACGCUGCUGCUAUCUGCAAGCCGAACCUGAGACUCAUGGAAUCACGACGGUUCUCGAGGAACAUGAACACAUUCUGGCGAUGGUUGUUCCUACACCAAAGUCCGGAACUUGCAUGAAUCUUGAGGUAUAUAGUGAUCGGUCAAUGAACACAGUACCUUAGCCAGGGGCACAUGGACACCUUGCCAUCCAAUUCAAAGCCCGGAAUGACUACAUACCAUACCUUAAGUUAUCUACCAGGAACAGACCUAACCAGG